Molecule: messenger RNA, 2078 nt
Organism: Kogia breviceps (pygmy sperm whale)
Lineage: Eukaryota; Metazoa; Chordata; Mammalia; Artiodactyla; Physeteridae
Gene: PRIMPOL
Product: primase and DNA directed polymerase
Biological process (GO): replication fork processing; response to UV; mitochondrial DNA replication
Cellular component (GO): nucleus; mitochondrial matrix
Molecular function (GO): chromatin binding; DNA-directed DNA polymerase activity
Source: RefSeq, a predicted model, not a curated record
AAAAACUCAUUUACAUGAGGCAUUGGAAUUUGCAAAACAUUUUCAUGUCUUAUGACGUGUAUCCUCAAGAUGACUACAUAAAGAUCAUGUUGAUUCCCAUUUUGCAGCUGAUUACAAUUUAGGGAGCUUCAUUAACCUGUUCAAAACUGCAGCACUAUUAGACGGAAGAGCCAGGGUCUAAAGGUUUCUGAUAACCAGCCCUGUCCUUGUUUCACAACAAAACUUCAUGCAAAACAUAAACUGUAAAGCAAAGAAAUAAGCAGAAAUGAGCUUUGAAGUUUUACCAAACAAAAUACAUUUUAAACAAAGAAACUGGCGUCCAUGUUUGUUUAUUUUAGUAGUAAUUGACAGAGAUCCUACCUGGGAUAGGAUUUAGUCUCCCCAUACUUCUGAACCAAUGGAGAGAAAAUGGGAAGCAAAACUGAAGCAAAUUGAAGAACGAGCAUCCCAUUAUGAGAGGGAACCAUUGCCCUUGGUGUACAGACCAAGAUUGUCUAAGCCAGAAGAACCACCAUCCAUUUGGAAACUAUUUCAUCGGCAAACUGAAGCUUUUAAUUUUGUUAAAAGUUGCAAACAGGACGUUCGUGUAUUUGCUUUGGAAUACAAAGUGGGCAAUGGACAACGUAUUUACCUUGUAACAACGUAUGCUCAACUUUGGUUUUACUAUGAAUCCCGAAGAAAUCUCUUACACUGCUAUGAAGUCAUUCCUGAAAAUGCUGUGUGCAAGCUUUAUUUUGAUUUGGAAUUUAACAGACUUGCCAAUCCAGGAGCUGAUGGGAAAAAGAUGGUUGCAUUACUCAUUGAGCAUGUUUGUAAAGCACUUCAACAGUUUUACAGGGUUAGUUGUUCAGCUGAAGAUGUUCUCAACUUGGAUUCUAGCACCAAUGAAAAAUUUAGCCGCCAUUUAAUAUUUCAACUCCAUGAUGUGGCAUUUAAAGAUAAUAUUCAUGUUGGUAAUUUUGUGAGAAAAAUUUUAGAGCCUGCUUUUCACUUAAUUGCUAGUGAAGAUGACGAUAUGACUCCAGAGACAAUGGGCCAUGAAUUUUCCCAUUUUUCUGAAACACCAAUUAAGCAAGGAAUUUCCUUUAGCAAAAAGUCCACAGAUAAGGAUAUAGGAGAGAGCUGGACAACGAAUUCAAAGAAACUGGACAGGCUGGGGUCAGCUAAGCAAAGCAGUCCUGAUCUUUCAUUUUUAAUUGUGAAGAAUAACAUGGGAGAAAAGCAUCUUUUUGUAGAUCUAGGAGUUUAUACAAGAAAUAGAAACUUUCGACUGUAUAAAUCAUCAAAAAUAGGAAAGUAUGUGCCUUUGGAGGUUGCUGAAGAUAACAAAUUUUAUCCUAUACAAUUGAAGAAUAUUUCCAAAGAAAAUCAAUAUUUCCUCUCUGCUUUGGUCAGCAAUGUCAGAUUCUCAGAUACUUUACGAAUUCUGACAUGUGACAUAUCUCAAAAUAAAGAAAAACGAGUUGAGUAUUUUAACCAUAACAGUACUUCAGUAGAAGCCAUUGAAGGUUUUCAGUGUUCACCGUACCCUGAAAUUGAUCAAUUUGUUCUCUUGUUGGUGAAUAAAAAUGGCAUUAAAGGAGGAAUUCGGCGUUGGAGCUACUUUUUCCCAGAAGAAUUAUUGGUUUAUGAUAUUUGUAAAUACCGCUGGUGUGAAAACAUUGGAAGAGCCCACAAGAGUAAUAAUAUCAUGAUCUUGGUUGACCUGAAAAAUGAAGUUUGGUAUCAAAAAUGUCAUGACCCUAUAUGUAAAGCACAAAACUUCAAAUCUGACUGUUUCCUAUUACCUGCUGAAGUACGUCUUCUGUUUCUUCUCAAAGAGGAUGAGGAGUUUACAGCAGAUAAAACAAGGAACCCUCAUGAACCAUCAUCUAGUGCAUCGUCAAAAGGUACACUUUCUGAUGCUGACUGGGAUAAUGGCAUUGAUGAUGCUUAUAUUUUGGAGGCUACAGAAGAUGCUGAAUUGGCAGAAGCUGCAGAGGACAGUCUUCUCAGUUACAAUGGAAUUGGUGAAAUUCCUGAUGAACUAAUUAUAGAAGUAUUACAAGAGUACUAGGCUGUAAUUUGCUUGAAAACAU